Messenger RNA from Equus quagga, 3164 nucleotides. Its product is annotated as DDB1- and CUL4-associated factor 5. NCBI's taxonomy places the organism in Eukaryota, Metazoa, Chordata, Mammalia, Perissodactyla, Equidae. Gene Ontology annotation, cellular component: cytoplasm; Cul4-RING E3 ubiquitin ligase complex. The record is from RefSeq and is a predicted model, not a curated record. Gene Ontology annotation, molecular function: protein binding. Gene Ontology annotation, biological process: negative regulation of fatty acid biosynthetic process. The transcript is spliced from 9 exons. Bases 207 to 3050 code for a protein of 947 amino acids.
GCGAGGGCGAGGGAGGAGCCUUGGGGGAGGGGGGCCACCAGGAAGCCGCGGACGCCGCCGCGCGUCUGCACACCUCGCUCCGUCUGCCAUGGCUGGUUAAAGAACCAGCCGGCUCGCAGCGCGGGGGGAGGGCCGGGGAGUGCGGCGGCCGCGCGGGAGGCCGAGGGAGGGGCGGCGGCGCGAGCGGCGGCGGCGGCGGUUCCAGCAUGAAGAGGAGAGCUGGCCUGGGGGGCAGCAUGAGGUCAGUGGUGGGCUUCUUGUCCCAGCGGGGCUUGCAUGGGGACCCCCUGCUCACUCAGGACUUUCAGAGGAGACGCCUGCGGGGCUGCAGAAACCUCUACAAGAAGGACCUCCUCGGCCACUUCGGCUGUGUCAAUGCCAUUGAAUUCUCCAACAAUGGAGGCCAGUGGCUGGUCUCAGGAGGAGAUGAUCGCCGGGUUCUGCUAUGGCACAUGGAACAAGCUAUCCACUCCAGAGUCAAGCCCAUACAGCUGAAAGGAGAGCAUCAUUCCAACAUUUUUUGCCUGGCUUUCAACAGUGGGAACACCAAAGUAUUCUCUGGAGGAAAUGAUGAGCAAGUUAUCCUCCAUGAUGUUGAAAGCAGCGAGACCUUGGAUGUGUUUGCUCACGAAGAUGCAGUAUAUGGCUUGUCGGUGAGCCCAGUGAAUGACAAUAUUUUUGCCAGCUCCUCAGAUGAUGGCCGAGUUCUCAUCUGGGACAUCCGGGAGUCUCCGCAUGGAGAGCCCUUCUGCCUGGCAAACUAUCCAUCAGCCUUUCACAGUGUCAUGUUUAACCCUGUGGAGCCCCGGUUAUUGGCCACAGCUAAUUCAAAGGAAGGAGUGGGACUCUGGGAUAUUCGAAAACCUCAGAGUUCUCUCCUGCGCUAUGGUGGCAACCUAUCCCUUCAAAGUGCUAUGAGUGUGCGAUUCAACAGCAAUGGGACCCAGCUCCUGGCCCUGAGGCGUCGCCUGCCCCCUGUGCUCUAUGACAUCCACUCCCGCCUGCCUGUGUUUCAGUUUGACAAUCAGGGUUACUUCAACUCUUGCACCAUGAAAAGCUGCUGUUUUGCAGGAGAUCGUGACCAGUAUAUCCUUUCAGGCUCUGAUGACUUCAACCUGUACAUGUGGAGAAUUCCUGCAGAUCCAGAAGCAGGUGGCAUUGGUAGGGUGGUCAACGGAGCCUUCAUGGUGCUGAAAGGGCAUCGGUCUAUUGUUAACCAGGUCCGAUUUAACCCCCACACCUACAUGAUCUGCUCUUCUGGUGUAGAAAAGAUUAUCAAGAUCUGGAGCCCGUACAAGCAGCCAGGUUGUACCGGAGACCUGGACGGUCGGAUUGAGGAUGAUUCCCGCUGCCUCUAUACGCACGAAGAGUACAUCAGCCUUGUGCUGAACAGUGGGAGUGGCCUGUCGCAUGACUAUGCCAACCAGUCUGUGCAGGAAGACCCCCGGAUGAUGGCCUUCUUUGACUCUCUGGUGCGCCGUGAGAUCGAGGGCUGGAGCUCUGACUCAGACAGCGACCUCAGCGAGAGCACCAUCCUCCAGCUGCAUGCAGGGGUCAGCGAGCGCUCAGGAUACACCGACUCAGAGUCCUCGGCCUCGCUGCCCCGCUCUCCUCCACCCACAGUGGACGAGUCUGCCGACAGCGCCUUCCACCUGGGGCCUCUGCGGGUCACCAACACAAAUGCAGUGGCGUCAACCCCGCCACCGCCUACAUGUGAAGAUGCAGCCUCUCGUCAGCAGCGCCUGUCUGCUCUGCGCCGCUACCAGGACAAACGCCUCCUGGCCCUUUCCAACGAGUCCGAUUCUGAAGAGAAUGCCUGUGAGGUUGAACUGGACACAGAUCUCUUCCCCCGGCCACGGUCUCCCAGCCCUGAGGAUGAGUCCAGCAGCUCCAGCAGCUCCAGUAGCUCCGAGGACGAGGAGGAGCUGAAUGAACGUAGAGCAUCCACCCGGCAGCGGAAUGCCAUGCGGCGCCGACAGAAGAUGCCCCGAGAAGAGAGGCCCAGUGCCCCGACCAAGACUGCCAACACCUACAUUGGAGAAGACAAUUAUGAUUACCCCCAGAUCAAAGUGGAUGACCUCUCCUCCUCCCCCAACUCCUCCCCGGAGCGGAGCACUUCCACUCUGGAGAUUCAGCCAAGCCGGGCAUCACCAACUUCUGAUAUAGAGUCUGUUGAGCGAAAGAUUUAUAAGGCUUACAAGUGGCUUCGCUACUCCUAUAUCUCCUACUCCAAUAACAAAGACGGAGAGAGCUCCCUCAUGUCUGGGGAGGCAGAUGAAGGGAGAGCGGGAACCAGCCACAAGGACAACCCAGCCCCUUCUUCUAGUAAGGAAGCCUGUCUGAACAUGGCCAUGGCCCAGAGGAACCAGGACCUGCCCCCUGAGGGCCGCAGCAAGGACACUUUUAAAGAAGGGACUUCUGCCAGAAAUCCCAGCAAUGGCCCAGGCCAUGAGCACAGCAGCCACCCUUGGGCAGAGGCACCAGAGGACACCUCUCAGGACACCAACAAUGGUAGCUCUGUAGAACACUCUUUUGAAACGAAGAAGCUUAAUGGAAAGGCCCUGAGCAAGGCCCUGAGCAGCCGGGCUGAGGAGCCACCCUCUCCUCCUGUCCCCAAGGCGUCUGGCUCCACUCUCAGCAGCGGGUCUGGCAACUGUCCCAGGACCCAGUCUGAUGAUGGUGAGGAGAGGAGCCUCGAAACCAUCUGUGCCAACCACAACAAUGGACGCUUACACCCCCGCCCCCCUCACCUCCACAACAAUGGGCAGAACUUUGGGGAGCUGGAGGCAGUGGCCUGCUCUUCCCCGGGACAUUCGGACACUGACCGUGAUAACUUGUCCCUGGCAGGGACACUACUACACAAAGAUUGUUGUGGGUCUGAAAUGGCCUGUGAAACCCCCAGUGCUGGAACGAGAGAGGACCCCACUGACCCCCCAGACACAGACAGCAGCAGGGCUGUUCAUGGCCAUAGUGGCCUCAAAAGGCACCGAGUUGAAUUGGAAGAUACAGAUUCAGAGAAUUCCUCCUCAGAGAAGAAAUUAAAAACAUGAUAAAUACAAAGGGAAAGCAAAAAGCUACAAAAAGUAGCUUUACAAAAAAAAAUUUUAAAUCUUGUUUAGUGAACACAAAGGAAAGGAAAAAAGUAUUAAAGACACAUAAAACCA